AUGUCCUUCUCGUCUUCCUCCUCGGCUCAUGGCACCCGGCAGCCGACCGCCGGCCGGAGCUCGCUCCUGUCGUCGUCGUCGACCACCGGCCACGCGUCCACGGUCAACCGGCUGCUGAGCCCGUCGUCGACCGGGGCCAAUGUCAGCCCCCUGACGUCGUCGCUGCUGUCGGGCUCCACUCAGGGUGGCCCUGCGCCGGGCGGCUCUUCGCUGCUGUCCGGGUCCUCGCUGCUGUCCGGGUCCUCGCUGCUGUCCGGGUCUUCGCUGCUGUCCGGGUCUUCGCUGCUGUCCGGGUCCUCGCUGCUGUCCUCCAGCCGGGCCAGCCCGUCGGUCCUGUCGUCGUCAUCGUCGAUCAUCGGCGACCGGCCCGGUGGCGCGGCGGCAUCGCCGAGCGUGCUGAGCCCGCGGCCGGCGGCCACCGUGGGUGUGCCCGCGCGGCCGGGCGUCACCCCGACCAUGCCGGCGUCGGGCCCCGCCGCCGGUGCCCCGGUGCUGGCGCACCAGCAGCCUGGCCAGCAGCGCACCUCGCCCCCGGACGCCGGGGACGAUCUGCUGCUCCAGCUGGAGCAGGCCCAGGAGCCGGUCACCCGUGAGGGCUGCUUUGCUCCGGCCGAGCUGCUGCCCGUGGGCGGGCUGUUUGCCGAGCGCCCGCUCUCGGCCGGCGAGCAGGCCCUCCUGCGGACGGCCGGCGACGCGUCGCCCUUCUCCGGGGCCGGGGGUGUCGGGCCGAAGGCGGCCCCGGGCGUCGGGGCGGUUCCCCCGUCCUCCUCCUCGCUGGCCAUGGACAAGCUCAAGUACGACUUCAUCCUGUCGGCCUCGAGCAGUCUCUUCAUGAACCCGAACUACUACAGCAAGGCGGAUUCCUCGCGCCUCGAGCUCCUGCGCCUGGCACGCACCGUGGCCGAGGCCGGCGACCCGGAGUUCGUCCUGCGCCUGGCCCUGUACGUGCGCCUGGAGCUCUUCGUCCGGUCCACGGCCAACUACCUGCUGGCGGUGGCGGCCUCCAUCCCGGCCUGCUGCCCGUACCUGCUGAAGUACCUGCCUGCGACGGUCCUCCUGCCGACGGAUUGGCUGCAGGUGGCCGAGCUGUACCGGGCCUUGCGGUUCUACGAACUCCACACCAUGGAGGACCUGGCGCGCGUGACCCUGCCGAUGGCCCUGCGCCGGGCCCUGGUGGCGGCCUUCCCCCGGUUCACGGCCUACCAAUUGGCCAAGUACGACCGCCGGGCGCCGGAGUCCGGGCGGCUGAUGAAGCGCGCCCGGUCGCGGCUGGAGGCCACGGCCGAGACCGGCGAGACCGACGACCAGGAGGACGCGCGGGUGCUGGCGCGCCCGGGCCGCGCGGCCUUCAGCUUCACGCUGCAGUUCCUCAUCAAGCUGCUGCACAUCGCCGACCCGCCGCUGCAUGUGAUGAGCCUGCUGGGGGCCCGGUACCCGGGGACCUUCCAGGAGUUUGUGGCGGCCCGGCUGCCGGGGACCUUCGACUCGGCGCAGGCGGGCCAGCGCAUGCGCCUGCCGGUGCCGGUCACCUGGCAGACGCAGCUCUCCCGCCGGGGGAACAAUGCGGCCGCCUGGCGGGAGCUGAUCAUCACGCGGAACUUGCCGUUCACCGCGCUGCUGCGCAACCUCAAGACCAUCAUCCAGAAGACCUACCCGCCGGGCUGGCGCCCGGGCGCCCCGCCGGGCAUCAGCCAGCACAUCCACGAGCGGGUGAUGCAGCGCAUUGCCUCGCCGAUGUCCGUGCAGUCCGGGCGCCUGCUGCCCUGGGACUACCUGACCACGUACUUCCAAUUGCGCGACCUGCAGCUGGAAGCCCUGGCCAUGGGGGAGGAGGCCGGGGCCGGGGCCGGGGCCGGGGCCGCCGAGCCGAAGCCCGCCGAGCCGAAGCCCGCCGAGCAGGCCAUCGCCCGCCUGGCCGAGCGGUACCUGGCCAGCCUGUCCUGUGCCAUCAGCCUGUCGCUGCGGUUGAAUAUCCCCCCGCUGGCGGGGAAUGUGCUGCUGUUCCUGUCGCUGUCGCUGCCGGAGCGCGUGCUGACCAAGGCCGUGGAGCAUGAGCGCGGGUUCCAGCAUGCGGUGCUCCGGCACCCGGGGCUCAGCUCGCUGAUGCUCUUUGCCACGACGCUGCUGCUGUCCUCGCAGGGGGUGGACCUGGUGCUGGCCCUGCCGAUGGGCGGCCCGGCGGCCGGGGGCACCUACCAGCCGGUGGUCAUGGGCCCGGCCGCGCGGGGGGCCUCCUUCCUGGACCACUUUGGGGCCCUGUGCGAGCAGGUGGCCCGGUGCUACCGGGACCGGGCCGCCGGGGCCGACUCGCUGCCGGGCAUCCUGCAGCCGUACAUCACCCACCGGCGGGCCCUGUCGCAUGUCAUUUACAUGGACUUGACGCUGGGGAACUUGGACCUGAUCGCCUCGCUGCAUGCCUUUGCCGCGGACUACCGGCGGAUGGUGCAGGAGGCCGGGUCGCGCGAGCGCCUGGUCAUGUCCUACAUUUCGAUCACGUCGCGGGGGCUGGCGGCGCCGGCGCCGGCCGGGCCGGAUGGCGGCCCGGCCGAAAGCAGUGCCCUGCGCAUGCUCGGGGCGCUGGCCGGCCCCGGCGGCCGGCCGUCCCUGCCGGUGACGGUCACCCACCCGGAUGACAUCUACCUGUCGGGGGCGAGUGCGCAAAUUUUGCGGCACAUCGCCGGGCACACGGAGUCCGAGCUGCAGCUGGCCCUGGUGGACAACAUCGACACGAUUCGCGGGCUGCGGCGUGUGCGUGGUCCCGGGCGCCGGGGCCCGGGGGCCGGGCGCUCCCGUUGGGGGCCGGCCCUGCGCUCGGCCCUGGCGACCGGCGGCCCGCGGUAUGGGGCCCGCGCGGAGGUGGUCACCUCGCGCCAGGUGAACAGCGCGGCCUAUGCCCUGGGCCGGAUGUCGGUGGACCCGGAGCGCAAGCGCGGGCUGCAGCCACUGGCGGCCGAUGGCCGGCCGAGGCACAAGCUGCGCCUGGUGGCUCCGGGCCCGGGCCGCGGGCAGCCGGGCUCGCCGGCGGCCGACCCCGGCCCGGGCCAUGCGCAGGUCAUCCCGAUCGCCGAGUCGGAACGGGAGGACCCGCUGGUCGAGGCCGACACCAGUGCCCUGUCCUUCGAUCGGCGCACCAUCCCGGGCCCGAGCGGCUCGGGCAUGGUGUCCGGGGCCGGGCCGGCCUGGCGCACGGUUCGCAUCUUCGUGUCGUCCACCUUCGCGGACAUGGCCGUCGAGCGGGAGAUCAUCUCGCGGGCCGUGAUGCCGGAGCUGCGGGAGCGCCUGCGCCGGCACCGGAUCGAGCUGGUGGAUGUGGACCUGCGGUGGGGCGUGCCGCCGGUGUUGCAGUCGGCCGCGGCCACGGCCACCUGCCUGGCCACGGUGGACGCCUGCCGGCCGUACUUUGUCGGUGUGCUGGGCGACCGGCUGGGGCACAUCCCCGGGGGCCGGGCGGUGGCCCGGUGCGCGGAGGAGCUGGCGGCCGGGUUCGACCCGAGCGUCGACCCGGCGGCCAUGGCCCGGCUGGCCGGCUGGCUGCGUGGCAAUGACCCGGCCGCGGCGGAGCUGAUGUCGGUGACGGAAUUGGAGUGCGAGUAUGCGGUGGGCUUGCGGCUGGGCGGGGUGCCGGAGCCGGCGCGCGCGGUGUUUGCCCUGCGGUCGGCCGUGCCGCAGCCGGUGCUGGACCAGCUGCCGGCGGCCGUGCGCGGGGCCUUCCAGCCGGGGGCCUGCUCCAUGAGCGAGGUGGCGGCGGCGGCGGCGGCGGCGAUUGCCACGACCGCGGCGGCCGGCGGCGGCGGGUUCGACGCGGCCAGCCGCGUGGCGCACUUGCGCUCGGCGGUGGCGCAGGCCGCGGCCGCGGCCCCGGACCGCGUGACCGCCUUCGAGUACAACUUCUCCGAUGUGUGGGCCUACUCGGCCAAGACCGGGCAGAUGGCGGCCUCGGCGGCGGCGCUGUUCGGGCACUUCCGCCGGGCGCUGGUCGACCGGCUGUGGGAGCUCCUGCGCACGGACCCGGCCCUGGCCGGGCACUUUGACGCGGCCCCGGCCGAGGAGCUGCCGCUGCUGCAGGCGGUGGACGCGCUGGCCGGGGGGGGCGCCAUGGAGGCCGCCGCCUCCGAGGGGGCCCUUCACCGGGGGCUCCUGUCGCUGAAUGCCCUGGCCGAGGGCGGGCUGUUUGUCAGCCGGCCGGAUGCGCAUGCCCGGCUGGGGGCCUUUGUGCACUUCCAUUCGGCGGCCGAGCAGUCGCAGCCGGUGGCAUCCGGCCCUGCGGUGGCUGGCGCGCCGCUGAUGCCGCCGAUGAAUCCCCUCCUGCUGACCGGGCCCUCGGGCAGUGGCAAGACGGCCCUCCUGUCGCACUUGCUGCUGGCCGGGCACCGGGAGGGGUCGCUGCUGCUGGCGGAUGAGGACCCCUCGACCGGGGGCCCGGAGCAUGGGCCGGCCGACGCCGCGGACCGGCCCUUCGUGUGGACGCACUUUUGCGGGGCCUCCCUGCAGGCGGCCGAGCCGCAUCUGAUCCUCCGGCGCCUGUCGCAAUCGCUGGUCCGGGCCUUCCCGCAGUUCCUGCACGCGGAGGACCUCCGGCAGGUGGCCCUCACCGACACCUAUAGCACCCUCGGGGAGAGCGUGCACCUGGUGUCGCGGCAGGUGGAGACCGUGGCCCAGUCCCGGCGGCUGGUCCUGGUGCUGGACGGCCUGGACCAUGUGUUCGAUGUGCCGGAGGUCGCGGCGCCGGGCGAGGGCGAGGGCGAUGCGGGGCCCUCGGCCUCGGCGUCGUCGCCGCCGCCGCCGCCGUCCGGCGGGCUGUCCACCGAUUGGCUCCGGUGGGUGGUGGCCCUGAAUACGGAUCGCGUGCGGGUGGUGAUCACCUGCACGGCGCCGGGCCCGGUGCUGAGCCCGUCCAUUGUGGGCGGCGCGCCGGCGGCCGCGAUCGUGACCGGGCUCGGUGCGGUGGCCGAUCGCGGGCGCAUGGCCGGCGCCGGGCAGGCGGCCUUCGCCUUCCAUGCGCAGGGCCCGGGCCCGGGGGCCGGACCGGGGCAAAGCCCGACGGGUCCGCCGCUCGGCCGGGCGCUGGCGUCCAUUUCCCACUGGCAUCCGGUCUUCUCGCAGCGGCACUUGGAGACCAGCCGGUCGCUGGUCCUCGGCGGGGCCGGGGGCGCGGCCUCGGCCGGGCCUGCCGGCGGCAACCCCAGCGCCUCGAUGUCCGCGUCGCAGGUGAGCCAGAUGAUCGGCGAGCUGCAGCGGGCCACCGACCUGACCAGUGUCCUGCUGGCCGGGGCGGUGCUCUUCGUCGGGGAGCUGGCGCCGGCCGAGCGGGCGGACUUCGUGGCCCGGCGCUUGGGGCGCUUCUACAAGCGCCUGGGGCCGGGCGAUGCCGGGGCCGAGCCGUCGGACCUGGACCUGCUGGUGGCCAAGCCCGGUGCCGGGUCGCCGCUGUUCCUGGCGCUGGCGUGCGAUGAGCUCCUCCAGCGGGGGUCCUUCUCGUUUUUGGAUGCGGCCGGCGGGGCCGGGCCGGGUGCCCUGGUGGCGGCCCGGCGGGCGGGCAUCGCCCAGGCGGACCUGCCCGGGCGCCUGACGGCCGUGGUCCGGUCCAUGCCGGAGGCCGGCCUGUGGCAGCUGGUGGAUUGGGCCCUGCGCCGGGCCGAGGCCAGCAUGCGCGACUCGCUGGCCGGGCUGGCCGGGCCCUCGGACGGGGCGGCCGCCGGGUCGCUGGGCGAGCAGCUGCUCGGGCUGGCGAUCAGCCUGCUGUGCGUGUCCCCCGGGGGGGUGUACGAGUCGGAGAUGCUGGCCCUGCUGGGCGGGGCCUUCCCGGGGCUGUGCCAGCGCGCGGGGGCGCUGCUGCUGCCGGUGCCGGCGGGUGCCGGCGUCGGCGUCGGCGGCGUCGGCGGCGCCAGCGCCACCGGCCGGCUGCCGUACGCCGUGUGGUCGAUGCUGUCGUCGACCCUGCGCGGGCUGUUUGUGCGGGUGGUCGAUGGGCCGGACCCGCUGUUCCAGCUGUCCUUCGCGCCGGUCACCGUGGUGCAUGUGCUGGCGCAGCGGUACAUGCCGCGGGAGCGCCAGCGCCGCGCGGCCCACCGGCUGCUGGGCGGGCACUUCCUCCGGCGGGCCUUGGCCACGGUGGAUGCCUUCGAUGUGCCGGGGGCGGCGCUGGAUGCGCGGGCCUUGCGCCUGGCGCUGCCGCAUCUGACCGCGGCCGGGGCCCAUGCCGGGGCCUGGCGCCUGCUCGGGGAUGCCGGGUUCUUUGCAUGUGCCACCGUGGCCCGGCUGCUGCCCUUCCUGCUGGUGCAGUAUGCGGCCGGGGUCCGGCGGGUGGAGGCCGGGCUCGGGCCCGGGCAGCCGACUUCCUAUGCGGCCCGGCUGCCGGUGCUGUAUGGGGCGGUGGUGCGGCCCUUUGUGCCGGCUCUGCUGGCCGAACCGGGGCUGGUGUUCCAGCUGUGUCUGUCGAAUUUGCCGCGGUCGGCCUGGUCCGCGGGCUUUGGCCGGCUGAUUGGCCGGCUGCGCGCUGGCCGGGCGUGGUUCGCGCCGCGCGCCCUGGCGGAGGCCGACCGGGCGGCCCCGGCGGCGGCCCGCGGCGGCCGGCCGCUGGUUCUGUCCUCGAGCCCGGCGUCGGUGACGUGCUCGGCGGUCUGGCCGCCGGCCACCGGGGAUCCGCAGUUCCCGGUGGCGCUCGCCUCGGCGCCGGGGCAUGAUGCGGGGGCUCCCUCGUCGGCGGCGGCGCAGCUGCUGGCCGCGAGCGCGGCCCCGGGCGCCGCGCGCAUCAGCAUCCUCUGCUACAGCGAUCUCUCCAUCGAGAUCCUCUGCCUGGAGACCGGGCUGACGCUGUCGCGCUUCCGGCUGAUGGGGUCCGGCACGCUGGCCCCCUCGGCGGUGUGCGUCCUGCCGCUGGGGGCCUUCCGGUCGCUGGUGGUGGCCUCCAGCCUGGCCAACUCGUCGAUGGCGGCGGCGGCGGCGGCCGGCGGCGCCUCCAAGCUCGGGUCCCUGGCAUCGCUGACCUCGUCGGCCAUGCAGGCGGCCAUGGGCCGGCACUUUGAGGGUGUCGUCCUGGCCGUCGGCACCAAGGACGGCUCGGUGUCGCUGGUGUAUGCGCCGGUGCCGGAGCACGUGCUGUCCGGGCCCCGGGGCGGCGGGGAGGCCCUGCACCGGGGCGGUGUUCUCCGACGCGGGUCCGGGCCCGGCGGCUCCCUGUCCGGGGCCCACUCGGCCGGCAGCCCGAGCAACACCUUCGACUGCCGGCUGCUGAGCGCCUUCCAGGCCCACUCGCUGGCGGUCAGCGGGCUGCUGCUGCAUGCGGAUGGCCCGACUGGGGAUGGGCCCGGUGCGGGGCUCCUGACGGCCGGCCUCGAUGGGCGGCUGUUCCAUUGGCCCCUGGCGGACCUGUGUGCCGGGGCCUUGCAGCAUUUGUCGCGGUCGCUGCUUGGGGGCCGGGCCGACGGGGCGCGCGGCGAUGAUGAUGACGCCGGGGCGGCGGCCGGCGGCGGGGACGACGCCCCGACGGCCGCGGCCGCCGCCACGGUGUGGACCCCCUCCGGGCCGCCGCCACGGUCGCUGCUCCAGGUGGCCGACAACAACCUCCCGCCGCCGGUGAGCUGCAUGGUCCCGCUGCGGCGGUCGCCCGGGGCCCUGGUCGGCACCUGGGGCUCGCUGCACUUCCUGGACCUGCGCACGAUGACUUCCACCUGGUCCGUGAGCUUCCGCAAGGCGGUCCUCUCGGUGGCCCUGCACCCGUCGGAGUUGUACUUCCUGGCGGUGCAUGCGGAUGGCAGCGUGUCGCUGUUUUCCCGGCUGCCCGGGGCCCCUCGCUGGUCGUUCCUGUCGCGGGACUUCGAGAAGACCGUGUACCGGGCCUUGUGCUUCAGCUCGACCGUGCCGCUGAGCCCGAUUGCCGGGGCGCGGUUCUGCGCCUGGGGCAGCCUGGCCUUUGCCCUGCGUGACGGGUCGCUUCUCCGCGUGCCCGGGCUGAGCACCAUGGCCGGGGUGUCGCUGCGGGGUGCGCCGGCGCCGACCGGCGGCCGGCGGGCAUCCCUCGGGUCCGGCCGGAUGGUGUACAGCCGCGGCGGCGGGGCCGUGAUGCCGGGCGGCGUGUCUGGCGGCAGCACGGAUCCCGGGGUCUUCCGGGACUUUGCGGCGCCGUCGUUGCCGAUCCCCGGGCCCCUGGGCACGGUGGAGUUCGCCACGUCGCUCAAGUCCCCGGCGACGGUGCUCUUGCGACUGGAUGUCGAGCAGCCCGGCGACAGUGGCGGCUUCUCCUCCUCCUCCUCCUCCUCCUCCUCCUCCUCGAGGCCGGUGCUGGUGGCCGGCACCCGGGCCGGGACGCUCUACCUUGUCCGGGCCACCGAGGAGGGCGGCUGGCACAGCAGUCGCCUGAGCCAUGAGAGCCCGCUCGGGGAAACGGCCAACAUCUUCAUGAACCAGAUGGCGGCCAAUGAGCUGGAGCCGGGGCAGGCGCCGCGUGACGCGGCCAGCGCGGCGUCCGGCGUGACGGACCCGAUGACCGGCGGGUCGGUGGCGCCCCUGCGCGGGGCCGUGGUCGGGCUGCAUGCGCUGACGCCCGGGGCCGCCGGGCAGCUGAUGCAGCCCAACGCGCGCCGGGCCAAGGACCCGGAGCCGGUGCCGACGCUGCACUUCUUCCUGGCGGUCCUGGCCAAUGGCCUGCUGGAGGUGUGGGCCGUGGACUCGGGCCAGGGGCUGGGGUUCUGCGCGGUUCGGCGCUUUGUCAGCAUCCCCGGCAAGACGCAUGCCAGCCGGGAGGCCGUGGCCUCGGCCUUCAUCGAGACCGGGCUGGAGGUGGUGGCCUCGGCCGGGGCCGGCACCAUGGCCUCGGCCGUGGGGGACCCGAAUGUCCCGGUGCUGGCGCUGGUCCUGAGCGAUGGGUCGGCCGCGGUGUUUGGCCAUGCGCCGCGGCCGGCGGUGUCGCGCUCCUGCAAGUGCAUUGACCAGUUGCACUUUUACAGCCCGGUGGCGCCGGCCGGGCCGGAGCUCCAGGUGGACUUCGUGCCGGAGCAUGGGCGCUACAUGGCGGUGGCCCUGUGCCCGGUGCGGCGGGUCCUGGCGCUGGGGACCACCGGCGGGGUGUGCACCCUGCUGCCGGUGGACCGGGGCCUGAAGGCGACGCGGCACAAUUUCGCCUCCUGGGUCCGGCAUGUGCCGGUGUCGGAUUCGUCGCUGGCCGGGGUGGCCCUGCUGGCGGCCGGGCCGGGCGCCCGGCCCGGGCGCCCGGCCGACGCGGCCCUGGUCACGGUGGACAUGGCCGGGAGCCUGUACGACGGGUCGCAUGAGCGAACCCUGUCGCUGGGUGCCCUGGCCGAGGCGCAUCUGCCGGUCGGCAUGGGGACGGCCGGCGCCGGUGGCGGCCGGUCCGGCGGCACAGCCGCCGGUGCCGGGCCGCUGGGCCAGUGCCUGGCGUCGCGUAGCGAUGGCGAUGCGCCGGUGCUGCAUCUGGCCGUGGGCCACCGGCUGGUGGCCCACGGGUCGGCGGUGCAGGUCCUGUCGUCGGAGCUGUCGCCGCUGACGAUGCUGCCGGCGCCGGGCGGGGCGGCGGCCGGGCGCGUGUGUGCCCUGGCCGAUGCGCUGGGCACCGCCGAGGGCAGCCUCAUGCCCGGGGGCCUGGUGUUCGUCGGGACCGAGGGCGAUGGCGCCCUGCGGGUGUGGCGGCCAUUUGCCAUGCCGUCGUUGGAAAUGGCGCAGGCGGCGGUGGCGCGCCAGGCGGGCGGAUCGUCGUCGUCGGCCGUGCCGCUGAAGGCCCGGCUGCACACGGGGCCGAUUGUGGCGAUCCACUCGCCGACCGGGGCCCUGGGGGCCUUCCUGACCACGGGCGUCGAUGGGCGGUCGGUGUUUUGGGGCCCGGUGCCGAAUGGCCCGGCCACGGCGGCGGCCGCGGCGGCGGGCGGCCUGCCGCCGGUCGAGACGGCGGCCCUUCUCGGGCCAUCGGCCGAGGCCCCCCGGGCCGGGGCCAGCCCGAAGUCGCUGCCCGGGUCGAGCGCGGCCCUUGGCCACUCGGUGCUGUGCUCGGCCACGGUGGCGCACCGGGCGCGUGCGAUGCCUGUCAUGGCCUGCCGGCAGUCGGGCUGCUGGCAGGCGAGCCCGUAUCACCACCUGCCAGCUGGCGGGUUCCUGGUGGAGGAGCAUGCCACGGUGUCGGCCUUCGCGGAUCCCUACCUGCCGGUGGACCGGUGCCUGGGCGGGGUGGUCCGGUGGACGGUGCGCGAUGCCGGGACCGGGGCCGUGCUGGCCCGGCGCCUCCGGCGGGUUGGCCAGCCAGCGGACCUGGACACGGCCAAGCUCUUCUCGUUCCGGGCGCUGGCCGGCGAGGAGCUGUUGCCGGCCCUGUCGGGGGCGGUGACCGCGCCGGCGCCGGAGGGCGGCCUGGGCCCGGUGCAGGCGAUGGUCGCCCUGCCGGGGCAGUCCUUCGCCUCGGCCGGGUGCCCCGCCUGCCAGCCGUCGUACAGCCUGGUGUUGACCUCGCACGCGAGCCGUCACCUGGCCCUGUGGGCCCUGGUGCACGGGUCGCCCGGGGACCUGGAGACCGAGGAGUCGGACCCGGGCACCGGCGACGGGCCGCGGUGGGUCCUGCUGCAGAUGCUGGAGCAUGGCGAUGCCAUGGUGACGGCCCUGUGCCCGGUGGACCUGCCGGUGGCCAUGGGCGGCGGCCUGCCGGUGGCGCUGGCCUGCUCGGGCAGCCGCCUGCACCUGGUGUACCUGGACUCGACGCACACCCGGGCCCUGGAUGUGCUGGGAUCGCGCGAGACGCGGGCCAUCGAGCGGGCCAACCAGCACCGGCUGUGGCUGCAGUCGAGCCGGCCGCUGGGCGAUGGCGGGUCGGCCGAUGGGCCGCCGGGCGGCUCGCUGGGGGCCGCCCUGCCGGCCAGCACGCGGUAUGGCCAGCGGCCGGUCCGCGCGGCGGCCCUGCUGGCCCAUGCCGGCGGGGUGGGCCUUGUCUAUGCGGCGGUGGUCUUUUCCUCGGGGUCGGCGGUGCUGUUUGCGAUGCGGCCGGCGGCCGAGGUGCCGGGCGCCUGGGCCCCGGCGGCCGAGGCGGCCGACAAGCACUUCGGGCUCUGGGUGCAGGAGGUGGCCCUGCUGGACCGGUGCCUGGUGCCGGGGGAUGUCCGCCGGUAUGGGUUCUCGGCGCAGGUGCACUCGGUGGCCCUGACGCUGGGGGACCACCGGCCGGACUCGGUGUCGGCGCUGAUGCCGCCGAGUGUGGUGCUCGGCACGGCGGCCGGGCGGGUGGCCCUUUUGCGGCCGUCGGCCCGGCUGCCGCCGCUGCUGCUGGGCCCUGGGCUGGGUGGCCGGCUGCAUGAGCAGCUGACCGGGCGGCUGACCCCCGGUCGCCCGGUGUACCAGCUGGCGGCCGUGUGGCGGCCGCACGAUGGCGCGGCCCUGGUCCAAGGGGUGGCUGUCAUUCGGCCGGAGGCGCUGCUGGCGGCCGGGCGCGUGGUGCCCGGGUCGGUGGCCGACACGCCGCUCGGCCCGGGCGCGGCGGCCUCCAGCGCGGCGGCCUCGUCGGCGGUGGCCCGCAUCGCCGGGCAGCUGGCCCCGCCGUUGGAGCCGGCGGCCGGGGUGGUGGCCUUCCUGGCCGAGACCGCCGCGGCCGACGGUGGCAAUGGCACCUGGUCGGCGGACGAGCAUCGGGACCUGUCGCGCGAGGCCGGGCGCCGGUGCUGGGAGAAGGCCGUCUUCCUGGGCGGGGUGUCGCUGUCCGAGCACUACACCCAGCUGCCGGCGGCGGCGGCGGCGGCGGGUCCCCCCUCGGUGGGGGGCGUGCCGUCCCCCGCGAGCAGCACCAACAGCCAGCACUCGCUGUACCUGGGCCGGCUGAGCGAAGCCAACAUCCCGCGGGGGUUCCUGCCGCCGGUGCUGGGGUCGGCCCUGCUGGUGACCGCCGGGUCCGAUGGGUUUGUGCGGGUGUCGCGGGUGGUUGAUCCGCUGCACGCGGCGGCGGCGGCGGCGGCCACCGACGAUCCCCUGGGCCUGAUGCCGCGGCUGGAGCCGGUGGGCAUGUUUGCCAGCUCGCGCCUGGCCCCGGUGGUCCACCUGUCGGUGGACCAGGUGACCCUGCUGAGCUCGAACCUCGGCGCGGCGGCGGCGGCGGCGGCGGCGGAAGCUGGCGAUGCCGCCCUGCUGCCGGCCCCGGGGUCGGUGCUGCUGAACCUGACCGCCUCGGAUUCGCUGGGGGCCGUGCGCAUGCUGGACUGCAUCGCCGCCCCGCCGAAGCAUGUGGCGGCCUGA
This is a messenger RNA of Fonticula alba, 12219 nucleotides long. RefSeq lists its product as hypothetical. Gene Ontology annotation, biological process: telomere maintenance via recombination. Bases 1 to 12219 code for a protein of 4072 amino acids. Gene Ontology annotation, molecular function: telomerase RNA binding; protein binding; ATP hydrolysis activity. The record is from RefSeq and is a predicted model, not a curated record. The transcript has 4 exons. Gene Ontology annotation, cellular component: telomerase holoenzyme complex. Lineage: Eukaryota; Rotosphaerida; Fonticulaceae.